UUAUUCUCUUGAAAAGCGUCGUGAACGCGCAGCCCCCGGCAGGCUGCUAUUAAGUGGGUUGGCUUGGAUGCGCGCGCACGCUCACGGCGGUUUGGAGGCGCACAUAAAAGUGCGUCAAACGCCGGCCGGUCCGCGGAAUUCUACCUCCUUCUCUCAGACUGGACCGGACCUGAUCGACACCGGGGAGCGGAACCAGAGCCGGCGCAGAGGAGCCCUUUGGUCCACGCGCGCAGACAUAAUGGCCUCCCACUCAGCGCGCAUCAGUCCCGACAAACGCUUCCUCAUCUUCUUCGACUUCGAUGAGACCAUCGUGGAUGAAACCAGCGAUGACAUGGUGGUCCAGGCCGCCCCGGGGCAGUACCUGCCCAGCUGGCUGAAGGACACCUACCAGCCCGGCCGCUACAACGAGUACAUGCAGCGCGUGCUGGCUUACCUGGCGGAGCAGGGGGUCACCGAGUGCGACAUACGGGGCGUGAUGGAGAAGAUCCCCGCCACCCCCGGCAUGCCCACGCUCUUCCAGUUCCUCUGUAACCGCCCCCCGCAGGACUUCGAGGUGGUGCUCGUGUCCGACGCCAACACCUUCUUCAUCGAGUCCUGGCUGCGGCGCGCCGGCGCGCGCCAGCUCUUCCACCGGAUCUUCACCAACCCAGCCACCUUCAACAAGGACGGCCGGCUGGUGAUGCGGCCCUUCCACUCCCACGACUGCCAGCGGUGUCCCGACAACAUGUGCAAGCAGGUGGUCGUCAGGGACUACGUGGCGCGCAGGACGCAGGAGCGCGGCCGCCCGUUCCAGAGGGUCUUCUACGUGGGGGACGGAGCCAACGACUUCUGCCCGGCCCUCUCCCUCGGACCACGGGACGUGGCCUUCCCACGAAGGGACUUCCCCAUGCACCGGCUCAUCACGGAGACCCACGAAGCCAUGCCCGGGGAGUUCAAGGCGGUCACGGUGCCGUGGGUCAGCGCAGAGGAGGUGGUGCAGCGGCUGAGGAAACUGGCCGCGGAGUAAUAUAUAUAAAAAAAAAGCAAAUAAAAAUUAAAAUAUAUCAUUUAGAGCAAUAACAAUAUAAAAAAAGAUUAGUUUUAAAGUAUAAAUUCAAAUUUCUCGGGUUUUAAUCAUGCGUAAUGGAAAAAAUGAAUCUGAUUUGUUCAGUCCAAAGAAAAAUCUGAAUAAAAUAAUUGGGCUGAGCAUAAACAGACGGGUUGACAGGGUUUAUCUAUGCAAUGAACACUUCAAUACGAAUUAAUAAAAGUAUUUUUUUUCUUGUUUUCUGCAUAAACAUGACAAAUUAAGGAUUCCAUUGACAAUGGGCAUUACAACCAAUCAGUUUGUAAUUUUCUGUGUUAAGUGUUUCGUCAUUGUUUUGUCUUUACUGUGUAGGCUUUGCCUAUGAUGCACCAGCAGGAAUAAAGCCAUAAUGAAA
This is a messenger RNA of Oryzias melastigma (Indian medaka), 1421 nucleotides long. It is a transcript of the gene phospho1, whose product is annotated as phosphoethanolamine/phosphocholine phosphatase 1. Gene Ontology annotation, molecular function: phosphatase activity. Lineage: Eukaryota; Metazoa; Chordata; Actinopteri; Beloniformes; Adrianichthyidae. The transcript is spliced from 2 exons. The record is from RefSeq and is a predicted model, not a curated record. Bases 68 to 1006 code for a protein of 312 amino acids.